GCGCGUGACAACUUGAUUGUUGAACUGCUCGGGCUACAUUGACCACCAUGGAUGACAGACCUGACCCCAUUGCACAAUUCUUCCCCGACCAGGAUCCCGAGUCUGUAAACUUAUAUUCUGUCCUAGACGUAGAAUCUUCAGCCAAGCCAGACGAAAUCAAGAAGGCGUACCGCAAACUUGCCCUUAUUCAUCACCCAGAUAAACACGCGACAGCUGGCGAAUCUGCAAAGGCGGACGCGUCACUCAAGUUUCAGCAGAUCGGGUUUGCCUACGCUGUCUUAGGUGAUGAGAAGCGUCGCGAGAGAUAUGACAAGAUUGGCAGGACAGACGAGGGAUUCGACCUUGGUGCGGGCGAGGAUGGGUGGGAUGCAUACUUUGAAGAUCUCUUCGAGAGGGUUACGAAGCAGAGGCUAGAUGAACUGAAGAAAGAGUAUCAAGGCUCAGAUGAAGAGGUCCAGGACCUCAAAGCUGCCUAUCUCGAAGCAGAAGGCGCUAUAGAUAUCAUCAUGCAACACAUUCCACAUUCCACCUAUGAUGACGAGGCGCGUUUCAUUGUCAUCAUCUCCGACCUCAUACGUAAGAAGGAACUUCCUUCAUUCAAGACAUGGGAUGCAAGCGUGAAGGAUGAGAAGUCUAGACUCGUACGAAAGAAACAGGGUGAGAAGGAGGCCAAAGAGGCAGAAGAGAUGGCGAAGGAGUUAGGUGUCUGGGACGAGUUCUUCGGAAGUGGAAAACCUUCCUCGAAGAAGGGGAAGGGCAAAGGGAAGGGUAAAGCCAAGGAUGACGCUCCCGCGGACGAGGAAGAGGACUAUUCUGCCCUUCAUGCCCUGAUUCUCAAGAAACGAAAGACCACAGACAACUUCUUCGACAGUCUUGCGGAGAAGUACACUCGAGAAGAGGAGAGCAGUAAGGCUAGGGGAAAGAAGGAGAAGAAGCGAGUCAAAGCCGACGAAGAGGAGGAAGAAGCUGAGAUGGGAUCUCCAAAGAAGAAGUCCAGAAAAAAUGUGCCACCACCUCCUGAUAUUGACGACAAGGAAUUCGAGUCGUUGCAAAAGAAACUUUUCGGAGACAAAGCGAACGCGAAGAAACAAGAUGAAAAUGCAUCUGCUUCUAAAUCCAAGCGAAGUACAAGAGCGAAGAAGGGGCGGUGACCUCAGUUCAAUGCUUGCUAGGCCUCCUGUAUAUUUAUUGUCCUUUCUUUUCUUUUCUCCAUCUUGCUUGGGUCCAUCGUUGUUUGUGAUGAGUUGUACAAGUAUAGCUGCAUAGUAUCUAUGUACUUUGUCCGGCAAACCAAUAAAGAUGUUACAAAUAUCGAACAGAAUCAAUACC
Somion occarium is the source of this 1329-nucleotide messenger RNA. Lineage: Eukaryota; Fungi; Basidiomycota; Agaricomycetes; Polyporales; Cerrenaceae. The record is from the annotation of a GenBank genome assembly.